AUGAAUCUCCGGUGUUUUUCCACGUCAGUUCGGAGAUGGGCCAAGAAAUCUAAUGUGGAAGCUCCACUGAAGUACUUAGGCCGAGUCAGCAACAAUUUAUCCUCGGGAGUGGUGGGUCUUGCCAAUGUUGGAAAGUCUACCUUUUUCCAAGCCAUCACCAAAUCUACCCUCGGAAACCCUGCCAACUACCCUUUUGCUACCAUAGAUCCUGAACAAUCGCAAGUUAUGGUCGAAAGUCCUAAACUUGACCAUCUCCAGAGUCUUUAUGGUUCGGUCAAGAAAGUUCCAUCCUCGCUCAAGAUCUACGAUAUAGCAGGACUUACCAGAAACGCUGCCAGCGGAGCAGGGCUCGGCAACAAGUUUUUGGCAGAUAUUAGACAAGUGGAUGGUAUAUUUCAUGUGGUGAGAGGUUUCAGAGACGACGAGAUUACCCAUAUCGAGACAAGCGUGGAUCCAGUCAGAGACAUGACCAUUGUGACUGAUGAGCUUAUUUUGAAAGAUCUUGACUUCAUCGAGACUGCAGUGGAUAAGGCACAAAAGGCACUCAAGAAGCCUCAUGCAGACAAAGCAGGCAUCCAAUUUGAACUUGAUACGCUCGAUAAGAUCCUGGAGGUGUUAUAUCUGGGUCGUAAGGUCGCAGCAGAAGAAUGGACAGAUGCAGAGAUUGAAAUCAUCAACCCGCUCAAUCUUCUUACCGCAAAACCCACUGUGGUGUUGCUUAACGUGAAUGAAGCGGACUAUGCGAGAAACGAUAACGAGUUUAGGAGCUCUGUGGAACUGUGGAUCGCUGAAAAUUCACCAGAUGACCAGCUUCAACUAUUCCUGGCACAAUAUGAGACCCAGGUCAAUCAGCUCCAAGAAUCACCUGCAGAAUUGCAGGAAUACAUUGGUCAAUAUGGUCUGAAGAAAAGUGCCAUGGCUCCUAUUGUUGACUCCAUGAGAGAUGCUCUCCACCUUAUUCUGUUCUAUACUUGUGGACCCAAGGAGGCCCACCAAUGGACAGUGAGAGCAGGAUCAAGUGCUCCAGAAGCUGCUGGAGCCAUUCAUACCGAUCUCCAGAAGACGUUUAUUCUGGCUUUGGUUUAUAAGUGGGAGGAUUUACAGCACGAGAAUGCACCACUCGACGAGGGUGCUUUAAAGAGUAAAGGUAAGCAGCAUAGGUACGGAAAGACAUAUACUGUCGAGGAUGGAGAUGUGAUGACCAUCAAAGCUGGAGGAGGAAAAUCCAGGUAG
Messenger RNA from Sungouiella intermedia, 1233 nucleotides. The record is from the annotation of a GenBank genome assembly. Lineage: Eukaryota; Fungi; Ascomycota; Pichiomycetes; Serinales; Metschnikowiaceae.